Molecule: messenger RNA, 1952 nt
Organism: Hemibagrus wyckioides
Lineage: Eukaryota; Metazoa; Chordata; Actinopteri; Siluriformes; Bagridae
Gene: plek
Product: pleckstrin
Exons: 9
Coding region: 118-1173 (351 amino acids)
Biological process (GO): intracellular signal transduction; actin cytoskeleton organization
Cellular component (GO): plasma membrane
Source: RefSeq, a predicted model, not a curated record
UUCUCAUGUGAAGCCUUAUCAUUAAGGCAGCCGAAAUAAAAGCUGCUGCUUGGUGCUGUUCUCUUCACAUUCAACACACCCUCACUUUGAUUAAGCAGCUAAGCAACGUCCGCAGCUAUGGAGCCCGACACCAUCAGAGAGGGAUAUCUGGUAAAAAAAGGCACUGUGCUGAAUUCAUGGAAAGUGGUGUGGGUGGUUUUAGCGGAUGAUGGAAUAGAGUUUUACAAGAAGAAGACAGACAGCAGUCCAAAGGGCAUGAUUCCAUUAAAACAAGCUGUGUUGACCAGCCCGUGCCAGGACUUCAGCAAAAGAACGUUAGUGUUCAAGGUGACCACAGAAAAGAAGCAGGACCAUUUUUUCCAAGCGACCCACCUGGAGGAGAGAGAGGCAUGGGUUAAAGACAUCAAGAGAGCCAUCGUUUGUUUGCAGGGCGGAAAGAAGUUUGCCAGGAAGUCUACCCGGAGGUCGAUUCGAUUGCCUGAAACGGUUAACCUGAGUGAGCUGUACAUUUUGAUGAAGGACCAAGACACAGGAGUGAAAGAAAUGAAACUGGAAAAAGACAAGAAGCUUUUCAACCACUGCUUCACUGGUGACAUGGUGAUUGACUGGCUGAUCUCUGAGGGGAAGGUGAGGAACCGGCAUGAGGGUGUGAUGCUGGCCACAGGGCUGCUGAAUGAAGGCUAUCUGCAGCCGGCUGGAGAGCUAUCUAAAACAGCUGUGGAAAGCAAUACAGAGUCUGUAUUCCUUGACGAGACAGAUGCUAUGUACUACUUUGCAGAGAGUGGUUUCUUCUGUGAAGGCUAUUCGAGUGAUGAGGAUGUGCUUGUAAAGGAGGAGUUCAGAGGAGCCAUAGUAAAGCAGGGCUGUCUGAUGAAACAGGGCCACAGGCGGAAAAACUGGAAGGUGAGAAAAUUUAUCCUGAGGGACGAUCCUGCCUAUAUCCACUACUAUGACCCCACCAAGGGUGAGGAUCCUCUUGGCUCGAUUCAUCUGCGUGGAUCUGUUGUGACUGCGGUGGAUUAUGUACCAGAUGCUAAGAGGCAUGACAUCGAGGGCAACUUGUUUGAGAUCAUCACUUCAGAUGAGAUACACUACUACCUGCAGGCAGCUACCGCUGAAGAACGUACUGAAUGGAUCAGAGCCAUUCAAGUGGUGUCAAAGUCUGGAAAAUAACCGCAGAAGAGUAUCCUGUCAAAAAAAAAAGACUCGUUAUAUUUUGACUGUUAGCAUAGAUUGUUAUUUUAUGUCAUACACAUUACAAAAAUGGUUCUGUUUCACUUAUUAUACAGAAAGCAGGUCAAGUUCCUCUUGAAACCCAAAAAUAGAGUAAGAGACAGACAGAAUAUGGAGCACGAGUAUCUUUUACUGCUAUUUUGGUUACGAUAAUCCAUGAAAAACAUGUCAAACAAGUGGAAACAUGAAAUCUUUGCAGUCCAGCCACUUCCUGUUUUGUGUGGCAAAAUGCAUCACUUCCUGUCUUUCAAUAUUCCUGACACUCUGUGGUUAGCCUCAUGCAUGCCGCCUUACAGCUGUAACUUAUCAGUCACACCAACCAGCCCCAUUUAUGGCAUCCUAAGGGAGGGAUGCAUAUUCAGGACAACAAUACAACAACUCCAAAUACCAUACGCUAUAUUAUAAUAUAUAAUUAUAUAAUAUUUGAAAAGUUUUGAAUUAAAACAAGGGAAAUUGAAUAGAAACAAUAGAUCUGUGUUCAGGGGCUCUGUGUAGUUUAUUUUACAGUGUCUGUGGCUGUAAAGCAAUUAAGAACCUCCUGCAUACUAGCCGACAUUGGUAGCUCGAUCCGUGAGCCGUUGGAUCUGAAGUUGCUUUCAAUUAUUAACUGACUUUAAAACAUACUUCCAUAUUUUUCAACAGCAGAACUUAUAUUUCAUAUUUUACCAAUCACUUCUUUAAAAGGUUUCUAAUUCUCUGUCGACAAAAAAAAGGAAGAA